CUCAUACCGACACAUCAACAUCCAGACAGCCUUCUCGCUGGCUCGCCACCUCAUGAUGCGAAUGAACAUGUGAUACGACGUCUUGGGCCAAGUACCGUACCGUGCCGUACCACACUCUCCCAUACCCAUCUACUGAAUAAGUCAGCCGCAGCAGGAGCUGUACCGCUGCCAUGCCUCCAUCGCCUCCCCCUCCGCCUCCACCAGCUGCAGAGGUAGCAGACGCGAGUCACCGUCAGCAGAAACAAGGCUACCCUCCCCCAUCGCCCACCGCCUCCUUCUACGACAUGUCCGACGACGACGAGUCCGAAUAUAGCACCAUCAAACCCAGCAGGAGCACAAAGGGCGUGAAGCUGCUAUAUUGCAAGAGCAAGGUCUAUGUUCAUCCCACACAGAGCGCAAAGGACAACGUCGAUGGCUGGUUUGCCCUGAUUCAGCAGAAGCCAGCCGACGAGGGCGCAAGCAGCAGUGCGAGCAAGCCGCCAAAGAGAACAGACCUGCUUCUCGCAUGGGUGCCCGACAGCACGCUGGAUGCAGAUACACGUGCUGUCUAUACCAAAGUGGAAGCUUCGGACUCGGAAGGCACCCCAAACCCACGAAAUUUGGUCCCGCGACCACCUGUUGUGACCGCCCAUAGCUCGAGCUUAGGCACAUAUGCCUUUGCAGUCCCUGUAGCUGACAUCUUCUCCGUCCUGGUGCGGCCGCCGAGCACCGGGUGGUGGUUUGGGAGCAUCAUCAUUAAUACACGCACCGGCGACAGUUUCCCCGCUCUGUUCUUCCAUGAUUCGGAGUGCCAAUCGACGAUUGCCCAGCGUAAGAAGCUGCAGAGGGAGAACUUCAGCAUCAGCGCUGAAGAUGGCCACAUGUUCUGGGGCGGCGACCAAGCGAUCGAGUGGCUGAAGAAGUAUGUGGUGGUGGAGAGGUCAGCGCAGGAACCGAGCGUAUACAUGAUCGACCCGAACGAUGCCGACAAGCUGUCGUUUGGUAGUGGAGGAAAGCCUACUCCAGACAAAGUCAAGAACGUCUUAGAAGGUAAGCACAAGGAUGAUCCGUCAAAGGACAAGCGGAAGAGCGCAGGACAACAAGACCCAGUCAUGAAGGCUCUACAGAAUGCAAGGUGGAGCUUUCUCGAGAAAAUGGCACAAGUGACCACUUUUACAAGGAGGACUGCACAGGCCGUGGCAGAGAACAAGAGCUUGCCGCCUCAGGUGAGGAGGCUGCUGCAGAACCCGCAAGUUCAAACUGUAUCCGACGAGUUUGAUUCUGCCAGAAUAUACUUGGCACGAUGGGCCAUGGGCAUUGCAGAACAGUCCGAACGUGAGCGCAAUCAACGAAUCUGGACUGCCAAAGACGUUUUGGAGAUGGAAGAUACCGAGCUCGGUGAAUUUGAGAUAUUGGACAUGGAGCAGGGCAUCAGUCUAGCCGAUAAGAGAAAGCCCGUUACCAUGAAGGAGUGGACCAGCUUCUUUAACUCACACACGGGCAAGCUCGAGAAGACACCCGAUGAAGUCAAGGAACGCAUUUUCCACGGCGGCAUGUGCCCAGACGAUGGCGUUCGUAAGGAGGCCUGGCUGUUCCUUCUCGGUGUCUACGAAUGGGAUAGCACGACAGAGGAAAGGCACGCUCACAUGAACAGUCUGCGUGAUGAGUACAUCCGCUUGAAAGGUGCUUGGUGGGAGCGCAUGGUCGAUGAAGCUGGCACGUUGGAAGAACGCGAAUGGUGGAAGGAGCAGAAAAUGCGCAUUGAAAAGGACGUACAUCGUACUGAUCGACACAUCCCGAUAUUUGCGGGCGAGGAUAUACCGCAUCCCGAUCCGGACAGUCCCUUCGCCGAAGCUGGCACGAAUGUGCACAUGGAACAAAUGAAGGACAUGCUACUAACAUACAACGAGUACAACCGGGAUCUUGGCUAUGUCCAAGGUAUGUCUGAUCUUCUAGCGCCCAUCUAUGCUGUUGAGCAAGAUGAUGCAGUCGCUUUCUGGGGCUUCACAAAGUUCAUGGAACGUAUGGAGCGCAACUUCCUCCGCGACCAAUCCGGUAUGCGAUUACAGUUGCUCACCCUCGACCAGCUGGUGCAGCUCAUCGACCCCAAACUCUAUGAGCAUUUGGCCAAAGUGGAUAGUACCAAUUUCUUCUUUUUCUUCCGGAUGCUCAUCGUCUGGUUCAAGCGCGAAUUCGAAUUUGAAGCCAUUCUUCGAAUGUGGGAGGGCCUAUGGACAGACUACUACUCGGCAAACUUUCAUCUUUUCAUCGCUGCCGCCAUCCUGGAGAAGCACAGGAAUGUCAUCAUGGAGCAUCUGAAAGGCUUUGAUGAAGUGCUCAAGUACGUGAACGAGCUCAGUGGCACUAUCGACCUUCACAGCACGUUAGUACGAGCAGAGUCGCUGUUCCGGAAGUUCCAGCGCAUAGUAGAAGCCAUUGACAGGAAGAACAAUUUCCCCCAAGCUCCGAUUUUGAGGCAGAGACUACCUCAGCCGCCCAGUCCUGGAGCGCAACCCGUAGGUGAUGGACGACCUCGAAACACCAGCAAUUCCGGACCUAGCAACCGAGCACAGAGUGCUGCAGUGACGGGCAGAGAACAGACAGCAGGGGGAAUUGGCGCACAAGCGAGCGCGGCCGACAGAGAAAAGGUGAUCUCGCCUGAGCUGAGAGCGCUGUUGAGUAGGGAGCCGCCUAAGCUCUCGAAGGAAGAAGUACGAGAGCACUCGUAGAAGCAUGUGCUCCGCAGACUCGGGCAAUAAUCGAGCUCGGCGAAACGAGAAUUUUGGCAAAUGCGACAGUGUAUGGGAUAUGUGAUAUGACCCGAUUCUGAUUGAUGAGGCAUAGUAUGAAAUGCAUGGCAGCGGCGUACUGGCUCAUGGAAAUGGUGUGGUUCUGAGAAAUGUUGGGCCACAGGCUACCUUUGAGAGAGCGUGAGUCGUAUAUCGCUCCACGAGCAAUUAUGUUUCUCUGAACUUCCACCUUGACAUCACUGCAGCUAGCAUGAUACUUCCACAUGAUCGCUCCACAUAAUCAUUCAUCAUCAUCAUCAUCAUCCAUCAGCUCGGCAAGUUCUGCCUCUUCCUCCGCUGUAAGCAUAUUACCUCUCCCCGCAGCUUUCUCCUCCUCCGUCUCCGCCGCCACCCCAGUCAACGUCUCUCGAGCCCUCUCCUCCUCCCACGCAAGCAUAUCCUUCCUGUCCAAACUCCACUGUCGCAACGUCCCAUCAAUACUCACACUCACCACCUUCCGCUGCCUCUCACACGCCACCAGCCCCGUCACCUCCUCAAAAUGUCCUCCGUACACACAUACCACUUCCCCGCGACUCGCAUCCCACACUCGCACCUCUUCGUCUCGGCACGCCGUGACGACCAGCCCCAACGUGUCGAAUACGGCAAUAUCCCGCACAAAGUCUGGGUGUGGGAGAGUCGUGUCGGAUUCCCAGUUGCGGGAGCGAAUGAGGUGGUGGCAUGUUUUGUCGGCGGAGCAGGUCCAGAGAUCUCCCGAGGUGUCAAAGUGGAGGCGGUAGAUGCUUGUUUCGUGCGGUCUGAGGGGUUGUGAGAGGGAGGUGGGGGUUUCUGAGGCGGUGUGGGUGGAGAGGUUGAUGGUCCAGGUGCGGAGGAUGGGGGAUGAGGAGGACGAGAAGAGGGUGAUCUCUUCUUCUGCUUCUUCUCCUUCUCCUUGGUCUUCUUCAUCUGGGAGGGAGGGGGAGGAGGAGGAGACUAAGGGGUCGAUGGCGAGGUUUGUGAUGGCUUUGGUGUGGCCUUUGAGUUUGUGGAGGAUUUUGUUGGUGGAAAUAUCCCAAAUGAUGAUGGUAGAAUCUGCCGAGCCGGAGAUGAGAAUGGGAGUUUUGUUGAUGGUGGUUGCAAGGACUGUCUUGAGGAAAUCGGUGUGGCCUGCAAGUUUUCGAAUGUUGGUCGGAUUGUCGAGGGGGAUGGCAUAGGUGAAUUUAUCCCAGCAGCCCGUGAAAAGCGUCUUGGUUUGUAGACAUAUGCUCAAGCAGGUGAGAGGCGCUGCACAUUGAUCGAAGAUCUUUUGGACUUUACGUGUACACUUCCAAGUCUACUCUUUUGAUCUCUCCGACUGCUUCUGCGAGGUAGACGGCAUUUUCGUCCCAUGGGUCUGCAAUGACUGCGAGAACUUUUGACGAGAGCUUGAUUGGGUCGCCGUGCUUGUUCUUGGACUUUGCUGCCUUUCGUUCUGUAGUCGCGAGAGCUUCAGUUGUUUGGAAGUAGUGCCCGGGAUCAUUUGAGCGCGACAUCUCCCUCGUAGCCUUGCGAGCAAACCAGACAGAUAUUGUAAGUGACUAAAUGGACGUUUUUUCUUUCUUUUCGGUUGUAUCGGGCUCGUGAUAUUUCGUGGCGCAGACUGCUACGUUACUUACGAC
Sphaerulina musiva SO2202 is the source of this 4363-nucleotide messenger RNA. RefSeq names its product RabGAP/TBC. The coding region runs from base 171 to 2708 and encodes 845 amino acids. The record is from RefSeq and is a predicted model, not a curated record. Gene Ontology annotation, molecular function: GTPase activator activity. Gene Ontology annotation, biological process: activation of GTPase activity. The transcript is spliced from 5 exons. NCBI's taxonomy places the organism in Eukaryota, Fungi, Ascomycota, Dothideomycetes, Mycosphaerellales, Mycosphaerellaceae.